Megachile rotundata (alfalfa leafcutting bee) is the source of this 3622-nucleotide messenger RNA. It is a transcript of the gene ValRS, whose product is annotated as Valyl-tRNA synthetase. NCBI's taxonomy places the organism in Eukaryota, Metazoa, Arthropoda, Insecta, Hymenoptera, Megachilidae. Gene Ontology annotation, molecular function: valine-tRNA ligase activity; ATP binding; aminoacyl-tRNA deacylase activity. The record is from RefSeq and is a predicted model, not a curated record. Gene Ontology annotation, biological process: valyl-tRNA aminoacylation. Gene Ontology annotation, cellular component: cytosol.
CAACUUGGUUCAUUACUGUAAUUGAAUUGAGUAGAGAAAGUACAUGUUUGACGUAGCAUUUUUCAGUAUUUCAUCAGUGAACUUAUAUUUAUAAAAUUAGUUAUUCUAAAGGAAUAAAGAGCAGUUAUCGAAAUGGUUGACAUAAAAACCCAAGAAAUCAGUGAGGAAAAUGAUGUUCCGCAAAAAAGUGCGAAACAGUUACAGAAAGAAGCGAAGAAGUUAGCAAAACUCGAAAAGUUUAAACAAAAGCAAGAGAAAAAGGAGACCGAAAAAGUUCCAAAAGUGAAGGAAAAGAAUGAAAAAAUUGAAAAGAAAAAGGAGAGUAAAGAAUCUGCAGUGUACACAAUAAAUACACCUGCAGGAGAGAAAAAAGAUGUUGCGUGUACCAUGCCUGAUACGUAUAGUCCAAAGUAUGUUGAAGCUGCAUGGUAUGCAUGGUGGAAGAAACAAGGUUUCUUUAAACCUGAAUACAGUAACAAAAAUAUAUUAGAGCCAAAUCCUAAAGGAAAAUUUAUCAUGGUGAUACCUCCUCCAAAUGUAACUGGUUAUCUUCACCUUGGUCAUGCUUUAACCAAUGCCGUAGAAGACGCUAUUACAAGAUGGAAUCGUAUGAAAGGCCGUACAACUUUAUGGAAUCCAGGUUGUGACCACGCAGGUAUUGCUACUCAGGUUGUGGUUGAAAAAAAACUUUGGAUGGAAGAAAAGAAAACACGUCACGAUAUAGGGAGAGAAAAUUUUAUAGAAAAAGUUUGGAAAUGGAAAGAGGAGAAAGGAGACAGAAUUUACUUACAGCUGCAAAAACUGGGUGCUUCAUGCGAUUGGGAUCGUGCUUGCUUUACUAUGGAUCCUAAGUUAUGUAGAGCUGUUACAGAGGCAUUUAUAAGGUUACAUGAUGAUGGUAUAAUUUAUAGAAGCAAUCGCCUAGUUAAUUGGUCUUGUACAUUGAAAAGUGCUAUUUCUGAUAUUGAAGUUGAUAAAGUUGAAUUAACUGGUCGUACAUUACUUUCAAUUCCCGGAUAUCAAGAAAAAGUAGAAUUUGGAGUUUUAGUAUUAUUCAAUUAUGAAAUAGUAGGUUCUAAAGAGAAAAUAACAGUAGCUACUACUCGUAUUGAAACUAUGUUAGGAGAUACAGCUGUUGCUGUUCAUCCUAAAGAUGCUAGAUACAACCAGUAUAUUGGAAAGUAUGUACAACAUCCGUUUUGUGAUAGGAAGUUACCUAUCGUAGCCGACGAAUUUGUUGAAAUGGAAUUUGGAACAGGUGCCGUAAAAAUAACCCCAGCUCAUGAUGCUAAUGAUUACGAGGUGGGAACAAGACAUAACUUACCGUUUAUCACGAUUUUCGAUGACAACGGGAAUAUUAUUGGAGACUGCGGACAAUUUACGGGAAUGAAACGGUUCCAUGCCAGAACAGCCAUAAUAAAAGAAUUGAAAGCAAGAAAUUUGUUAGUUGAAAUUAAGGAUAAUCCUAUGGUGGUGCCGAUAUGUAGCAGAUCUAAAGAUGUUAUUGAACCAUUAAUGAAACCCCAAUGGUAUGUAAAAUGUAACGAAAUGGCCGAGAAAGCAAUGCAUGCAGUGAAAACGGGUGAGCUGAAGAUUAUUCCGGAUCAAUAUAAAAAAAUUUGGUAUCAUUGGAUGGAGAACAUAAGAGAUUGGUGUAUUUCCCGUCAGUUAUGGUGGGGUCAUCGUAUUCCUGCUUAUUCUAUUAAGACAGUGAAUACAUUGACGAAUUUGAAGCCAGACGAUGAUUAUUGGGUAAGUGCACAUUCGCAAAAUGAAGCAAAAGAAAAAGCAGCUAAAAAGUUAAAUACAACUGUAGAUAAUAUUAUCGCUGAACAAGAUGUUGAUGUAUUAGAUACGUGGUUUUCUUCUGGUUUAUUCCCGCUAUCAGUAUUUGGAUGGCCAGACGAGACAGAUGAGUUCAAAGCAUUUUAUCCUGGCACACUGUUAGAAACUGGACACGAUAUAUUAUUUUUCUGGGUAGCAAGGAUGGUAUUCCUGGGUCAAAAGUUGACAGGAAAAUUACCAUUCAAAGAAGUAUAUUUGCAUGCUAUGGUACGAGAUGCACAUGGAAGAAAGAUGAGCAAGUCCUUAGGAAAUGUCAUAGAUCCCAUGGAUGUAAUUAACGGAAUAUCGUUGGAGAACCUUCAUAAACAACUAAUGAAUUCCAACUUGGAUCCAAAAGAGCUUGAACGUGCUAAAGAGGGACAAAAACGUGAUUAUCCACAGGGCAUACCCGAGUGUGGAACUGAUGCUCUAAGAUUUGCUCUUUGCGCUUAUACAAUGCAAGGUCGUGACAUUAAUCUUGACAUCAAUCGUGUACAAGGAUACCGCUUCUUUUGUAACAAAAUAUGGAAUGCAGCAAAGUUUUGUUUCACGUAUUUGAAUUCCAAUUUAAAUUGUAACGAAGACAUUCAAUCGCAGAAUCAUUACGACAACAAUAUAGUAGGCGACAAAGAAUGGUAUCAUAAGACGUUGAAAGAAAGAUGCGUACAGGAAGCAUUAAAUAAUUAUUUAGAAGAUUACUCCUACCUCGACGGAUACAGUCCAUCACAAAUUGAUGCGAAGGCUUAUCAAGCCAUGAUGAAAUUGGAUAUUAAUUUCAUAAAAUAUCCCCAUUUGCAACGGUGGUAUAAACAUAUAGCGUCAUUCAGUCAGCAAGAACUAUCUGUACUUCGCGUAGAAGAAGGCAAAAUAUUACCCAACUGUGCCUGCGAAGUACUUAAUCACAGUAACAGGACAAAGCAGUUGUCAAAUGAAACCAAUGUCGAUUUAUGGAUGCUCUCCCGUGUGAGUUACGCUGUGAGUACUUGCGACAAAGCUAUGGCGCAAUAUGACUUCCAAACAGCCACCACUGCUUGCUACAACCUUUGGUUAUACGAUUUAUGCGACAUUUAUUUGGAGUAUUUGAAACCAAUAUUUCACAGUAACGAUAACGAAAGAAAGUCUGCAGCAAGGAAAACUUUGUUUAGAACGCUAGAUAUAGGAUUAAGAUUGUUAAGUCCGUUUAUGCCGUUUAUAACAGAAGAACUUUAUCAACGUUUGCCACGCGAGAAGCAGCUUUAUACAAGUAUUUGUAUUAGUCCAUAUCCAGAAAUUUCCGAGUGUCCUUGGAGAAACGAAGAAAUAGAGAAAGAUAUUGAUUUUGCUAACAAAGUAAUAAAAAACAUUCGGUCAACUCGUGCAACUUACAAUUUACCAAAUAAAGUAAAGACUGAAGCUUUCCUUGUAUGCAGCAAUGACAGUUCAAAAGAAAAACUUAUGGAAUAUCAAUUACUGAUAGAAACUCUUGCUUAUUCUACGCUUAGCAGUCAGAAACCACCAACAGGAUGCGCUAUUAUUACUGUGACGGAUAAAGUACAAGUACAUUUACUGUUAAAGGGUUUAAUUGAUCCAAAGAAGGAGUUAGAGAAACUUUGUAAAAAGGAAGAACAGUUAUUAGAUAUCAUAAACAAAACCAAACAAGCCAUGGAAGUUCCUGAUUAUAAUAUUAAGGUACCUUUAGAUGUACAAAAUAGUAACAAAGAAAAAUUGCUAAACAGUGAAGGAGAAUUGCAGCGAAUUACCGACGCAAUAGCAGCUCUACGAGCAAUGUAAUAUUUAAUUAAAAUAUUUAAAAAUGUUA